CUGUCACUUACCAGAUGACAUUAAGAGGUGACUUGAAGGACUCAUUUCCAGCAGUUCUUUUUCAUCAUUGCCAUCUGGGAAAUUUACAGAGCUGUGAGUGUGAUGCAUCCCUAUGGAUUUGGCAAGUCUAAUUCUGCUUUGCUUUGUGCUUAUGGAAGCUAGGAGUGAAUCCCAAGGAAAACAAAUUUAUGAAGGAGACUGGACUACUGAAGCUUUGGUGUGAGGGUGCUGCUGUCAUGUGGGGCUGCAGUUCAGGCCCCUCUGCUCAGCAUGUGGGAGUCCUUUGAAGUGGUCAUUCAGGAAAUCAGGGUUCCUGAUUUCUCUCUGGACAGGUGUCGGCACAGUUCCAGUGGAAAAAGACCACAUGGAAGAAAUGAUAACAAGGUGCAUAGUGGAAGUUCUAUCCAAUGCUCUGUCUAAGCCAAAUGCCCCACCAAUUAAUCCUGAAUGCAAAGAAAUCCUCAAGAAGGGUGGUAAAACUGAUAGAGAGAGAAGUGAAGACAAACAGCUUGAAGUGAGGCAUUUGAAAGAGCCACCUGAGUUUGAAAACCCACACUCUGAAAGUGUGGAGAGGGAACAGAAUCAGGCAGAAGGUGACUCUAAAAAGCACGUGAAAGGAAGUGAUGAAGAGAAGCUUCAUCCUGGGGAAGGUAACAGCAAGGAAGAUGAGGAGGGACAGCGCAUACCUGUUCGUGAAGAGAAACUUCAUACAGAAGAAAAAAACCUCUAUCAGGAAAUCAGAAGAGAGGAGAACAGCUACCACAGUGAAGAAGAAAGCAAAGAGAGCAAGCAAAGUGAUGGAGAAGUAGACCACGCUGUUCUCAACAAGAAGUCCCACUCUGCAGGCGUGAGCACAGAGGAGGUUGCUGAGGAGAAUGAUCAUCCCCCCAUGGAUCACUGGCAUUCAGAGGAGGGAAUGCAAAGCCCUUACAAAAGAAUUCAUGAAGGCGAGGAAGAAGAGGCAGAGGAAGAAAGAAGUGAAAAAUACCACCUGAAUGAGUCUAAGGGACGUGAUUUCUCCCAGCGUAAUGAGCAUGAAGAAUCUGAUGAGAAUGAAGAAGUGGAGGAAGAAAAAAAGUCCUACAAACCAAAACGGUAUCAUGGGAAACACAGAAUGGGUGAUUCCUCUGAAGAGAAUAGAGGCCGUGGGGGUGAGAAAGAGGAACUAGCUGAGGAAUCAAACGUAGAGGAGUCUCAUCUCUGGGACAAAAAGAACAACCAUCAGAAACACCACUAUGAAGAAUCUGAGCAGCAGCAUGAAGAGAAGAGUGGUUAUCGUGGGAGGCAUGGGUCUGAAGGUAUGGAGGAGAAGAGGCGUGUGGGCCAGGGAAGUGUGGAGUACAGGGAGAGGUGGCAGCAGAAGGAAGAGAAGAGCCAAGAGGAAAAUAAGAGGCAUCACAACAGUGAAGAAAGUAAUGAGAAAUGGCACGAGGAGUGGAGACACCGUUCUGAGGGAAGGGCGUAUCGUGGCGAUGAAAGUGAGGAAGAGCUGGACAGGUUUCACAGUGACAGCAGCAAGGAGAAGCAGCAUCAUGGUGGAGGAAGGCACCGCUUGUGGGACGAUGAAGGUGAAGGGACACUGAAAGAAUACACUCAAGAGCACAAAGGGCAGGCCAGAACACACCACAACACUGAGGACAACGUAGAGCAGCAGCACUACCCUGGUAACAGUGAUGAGGAGGAAGAGGAAGUAGAAAAGAAACAUUACAGCAGUGACCAGAUAGAAAAUGAAGAGAAUAUGGAGCAAGGAUAUGCAGAGAAGGAAGAGUACAGAAGCCAUCUCCCUGCAGAGAAUGAGAAGAGAACCACAGCACCCUACAGCCCUCUAUACCCACUUCUGUGGUGGAAGAGCCGGCACUUUGAGAAAAGGAACAGUGCAGGAGAGAGGCUUCCAGAGAGUAAAGAGGAAAGCAGGCCCACCUUGAGUGAGAAGAAUCUUUUCCCUGAAUACAGCGACUAUGACUGGUGGGAUAAAAAGCAGCUCCUGAGCGCUCUGAACCGUGGGCGCUCUGAGAAAAGGAAUCUUAGCAAAAGGAACAGAUAUGAUAUGAAAAGGCAAUACGACAAGAUGGAUCAACUCACACAGCUUCUGAAUUACAGGAAGAAAUCGGCUGAAUUCCUGGAAUUGUACAAUUCUGGAGAAGACAUGAAGAAACGUCACGUAAUCAGGAAUGACAAAGGAACUCUGAGCCAGAGACCUCUGACAGAGGAGGAGGCAAAAGAGCUGGAAAACCUGGCUGCUAUGGAUUUGGAGCUGCAGAAAAUAGCUGAGACAUUUAAUGACAACAGGAGAGGCUGAAGAUGAUCUGCUUUGGUGUUUCAAAGCUAGGUGUAGCUGUACUCACAAUACCUGUAUUUUUGUGGUAAAUUCACUGCCACUGGAUAGUUGUUUGCCCUAAAAACAAGAAAUACUAUUUACUGUCCACUAUAGUGUAGUGAUUUAUAAAGCUGGAAAUGUCUUUAAUUUGCUAUUUUGCUAUUGAAAUUUGAAUAGUGUGAAUUUUAAUAUUAUAACGUUUCAUGCAAGGCAGAUAUUUUUAAUAUUGCUUGUGGAAAUAAUUGUGUUAGUGUUCUUCAGAAAUAUAUGUCUGAGUUUGAAAUAAUAAAAAUCAUUGAUUUUGGAGCAAA
This is a messenger RNA of Lagopus leucura (white-tailed ptarmigan), 2628 nucleotides long. RefSeq names its product chromogranin B (gene CHGB). Gene Ontology annotation, cellular component: secretory granule. The record is from RefSeq and is a predicted model, not a curated record. Bases 365 to 2299 code for a protein of 644 amino acids. NCBI's taxonomy places the organism in Eukaryota, Metazoa, Chordata, Aves, Galliformes, Phasianidae. The transcript is spliced from 5 exons.